CCUCAGCGGAGCACGACGCUACUUUCUGUGCGUUUUCCUGUCUGUGCGCUGCUGUUAAUCCUGACGUUUAUGCUGACGACGACGACUGCGGCUGGAUAGUAUUCAACGACAAAAAAGCUAUUUGACGACUACAAUAGUGCGUGCGAGCGCGUGAAUAUCUCCUGCUUCCUUCGUUGGAACGGCGAGUGCCACGACAGACUGUCGAAAGCGCUGUAAAUUUUGACUUUCUCCGUCUUGUGUUAGGGGCUGGUCGUCGCUGCAUGCGAGUACUAACAGAAGUGGAGAAGAUUCGCAGGAGUAGCACCAGAGGUGCAAGUUGGGACAAAUCAAACAUCCGGAUCUAUUGUUUGAGUCACUUAGUGGCUUUAUGAUUAGGUUAGUGCGUUGUUGUUGGUCCAGCAAGCGUACCAGGGCUGAGCGAGUUUAGUCGCCCCGACGUCGUCCCGAUUGUGACGACGUUGGCCGUCUUUUUCGUAGUCGGCUACGAAAAGUUAAGCAUAAAACGCUACCGACGACCGACAAAGAUAGAGAAGCCAAGGAAGAGAAAAGCAUCGAAUUCGUUUGCUGGACGGAUUGUGCUGUCUUGCGUGCAACAGUUGCGACCCCGAGGGAAAAUUUUCUCAAUCUGCGCUUUAAGUAAAGAGGCAUACGCAGAAGUCCCUUAUGAUAAAUGGUUUCCAUCGAGCUUCCACUGAUCUGGCAGAUCAAAAAUCCUGUUCUGAUAUUUUUUCGUCAGCAACAACAACAGGAGUAGAAGCAGGAAACGGUGUGACAUACAUUCGACCAACACGAAUAGAUGAACUUCAUCAAGGUUGAUGCUGUUCAUUGACACCGCAGAUCUGAUUGGUGACCUGAUGAUGGCCUGGACAAACGAUGGCCUUGCGAUAUAAUCAGGCGCCUCAUGUCCUGUUGUGAACAAGACUGUAGUAAUGUUGCGGGCAUUUAGUAUGGAGGAGCAUGGAUUAAUCUGAAGCCCAAACAGCUAUUGAAAUCCUGUCGGUAAGCACGAAUUAAAGUGGCCGGAAGUCGGUCUCAUUUCCCUGCCAAAAUCAUCCGAUAACUAUUUUAUAAGCAUUAUAGUCUCAAGAAAAAAGCUUAGGUUUCUAAUAUUAGUGUGUAUAGAACAGCGAGGACUAACAAAGCAUAAAUGCUAAGUUCAGGUACAUAGCUUAUAUGGCCGUGUGCAUUAUCGAACCCACCAAUCGAAUAUGUUCAAAUCCAAUAAGCCAGACACUACGAACAUAUUUAACAUAAGGUAUUAGUCAUUUUAUUAUAGAUUAAUGAUAGGUAUUUUAUGGGUUGUAUCAAAUAUACGUAGAGCGUAAUACGUAUUUUCUGUCCACCAUUGAAUGCUAUCCCGCCUGCAAUGUAUGAAAGUCCUUUAGAAAGAUCUAGUUGAUUUCGGCGAUUAUUUCCUGCGGACAUCUUAACUGCACCCCAAAUCUUUGGCGUAAUAAAGCCCGCUUACUUAAUUACGAAUUUCCUUAGCUGCUCCUACGAAAAAAUUGUAAACAUUGCUUAGGUAUUACUGUGCCAAUCGCCAUCGGAAUGUUAAGUCGUAUUGAUGAAAUUGUAUUGAAGCUAACUCGGAUCAUCAUAGAUGCGUUGGCGUACGCCUUAUCACAUGACAACGACCUAAUAAUGCAGAAUUAUCGUUGUCCAAGAUGACAUUUGCAAUGUCUCGCAAAUGAUAUCCUUCCGCAGUCUGUUUGGCGCGCUGUUACCAUUAUCGCCAUCAACCACAAUGCCCACUAACAGCAAAGUCAACUGGUACCGCCUUGAUGGUGUCCGAUUUCCUGUGACUGACCUGAUGAACAAAUAAAGGCUCUUUUAACCUUACCCCCUAGUGUUCUCGCCGUAUUUCUAUCCAGCCGGUCUAACCGUUCCUCUAGCUCACUCGACAUGUACGUGCGUAUAAGAUCGUAGCAGGAGCAGUUCGUUUGCUGUCAGAUUCACCGUAGUCUCCGUCGACUCCUUCGAGAGCGGAAUGGAAUGGUGACCACGUUUUCAAGUCAAAGUAGUUGGCCACUGACAGCGUAACCCAGCACUGACGAGACAGUUAAGAAAAACUAACAUGUAGUCGAAUGAGACCUCUUUUUGCACAGUGAUAACUUAAGCAUCAUCAUAGCGAGCAAAUGAUGACACAGGAAGUCAUUGUACUCGAUCAUGGCGUUACCCUCCAUGCGCUCAUACAUUAUGUGCAUUAUUUUCUGAUUUUUGAUGAUAUAAUAAUAACCUGAUAAUGAUCUUCUAAUAAAUCGUUAAUAAAUCGUCUAAUAAAUCGAGCCCCUAAGUGUCGUAUGAAUUGAAUGAGUUCUCAAAGAAUCAUCAUCGAUGCAAUCAUUAAGAUUUCAAUACUAAAAUUUCCUAUUCAAUUCAGCCUUCUAAAAUGGUGCGAGAAAUGGUGGGCAAGACGCCACAAAACCAAACAUGCCCGAAGUGUACAUGCUCGUCGAAAGUCAACGAGGAUCACAAAACGUUUCGACGCAACUCAUAGAAACUAUUGUAGAUCUUUAUCUGUCUCACGAUCACAAUUUUUGGUUUCAAAGACAUGAAAGUGCCUACAUAGUACUUUGCAUUAACUAGGCUGCGUAAAUCAUUUCUUAAAGGCUUUUAGAGUAGUGCAAAUAUAAUAUUAAGGGUAUAGGUGUGCGUGAAGGUGUCAGAGGCGGUAAAAGCUAAUUGCUAUGUCAUAGACCACACUCAGGACUGUUUAUCUUUUCGGUGUUUUUGAUCGUGCCAUAAUGGAGUGGAUAUUGAGCGCAAAAGAAGCCAUUUGGUCCUAUGACAAGCAGCCAACAGCAGCAGCAACAACAACAACAACCGUGUUGAUUUGUUGAUGUCAUUUUAAUGAUUGCACGUUUUUGUUGCGGCGGCCCUUCACAGACCCUGUGAUCGUAAUCCUUGUCAUAAAGAUCGUUCUUAUUCAGAGUGUUGUUUUCCUAUUUUCGACGUAAUCAAGCAUUAUGAAUGAGAAAAACGUACACACAAGCUUAGUGUUAGUGACUACACAGGCAAAAUUCGUAAUAAGCGCGCGAUAACGCUAAGUCGGCCGGUUCAACUGAGUUGCAUAUCGGACACUGAGGCACUCAGUGUAUUGGUAAUUGUAAAUUUAUUCGUUCUACUAAUUUCGAUUUUCGAAAUACUGCUGCUGCUGCUAAACAGAUGAGUCAGUGACUGCUGUUAAAUUUGUUACCAAACUACUAUCAUGUCAAAGUAUUUUAUGGAUGUAAACUCGCACGAACAACCAUGCUUUUGCUUUUAACCUUGUUUACUUGAGGCGGCUAGGUUCUCAAGCGCGCCUAGAUACCUGCAUUCCAAUUUGUACGGCCAUCGUCGUUCUAAUGGUAGGCUAAUCAGUGGCUACUAGCAUUACAAUCUUAAGAGGUGAGAAAAAAAGAAGAUAAUCAUAACAGAAGCAGUAACCAGACGGAUCAAUUGCAGAUAAGACAAGCAUGGAUAGACAGAAACGACAGGCGUCGAAUUAAUUACUUAAGGCCUCAAUAGUUUCACGUAUUCGUUUGCUCCACUUAGCGAUAAUAUCAGUCUAAUAAUAUCUGAAAUACUGAUACAAUUUGAUAUCUAUUUGCUAGCCCAUUCCAUAUUUGUUUUUCAUGAGGUUUGCUCUCCAUUUCUGCCACGUGAGGAACUCUGCUGAUCUGGGGCAACCAAAAAAUGCUUAAGACGAUUAUCUCCAGGUAAUUCCGCGCACUACCGAUCAGGGAGUAACGUCGUCGGUCGCGGAAUAACCAGGAGGUUAUAGCUGGUUGCUGCUGUCGCCACACCGUUUACUCGUCAAAUCUAUAGUAGUCUGCCUGCCUUUCUUCCUAUAGAAUUAUUUGCUACCAUAUACUAAAUCAAUUCAGUGAUUCGUUAGCGCAGUAGAAGACGACCAUUCGCUUUGGCCUGUUGGCAGCACGUGUUGUCGCCACUGUCGCCGCGGUCAUCGGGAGAGACGAGAGACAAACAAAGGGAGAUACCAGCUCUGAUCGACGUCGUGCGUGGCAUCACAACCUUCAGUUAUAUCCGUAUAAUUGGACUUCAUAGAAUCCUCGACAUCAGCGAACAACCUUAUUAUUCCAGUCGAUAUGGAAAGGGAAAUCAAAUCUCCAAAAUGCCAGGUGGACGCCAAUACAGCAGCAGAAUUAAUAGUCCAGCAGGAUCAACUGAACGGGUUCACCGCUAUACCUCCAAAACGCGGCCUUUACAAUCCUGAAAAUGAACGCGAAGCCUGUGGCGUCGGAUUUAUCGUCUCGAUCGAUGGUAUUCACACUCACAAGCUCAUCUCGGAUGCUGAAAUCAUGUCACGCCGUAUGGAACAUCGCGGAGCGUGUUCCUGUGACAAUAAUACGGGUGAUGGUGCAGGUGUGAUGGUCGGCCUCCCACACGCUUUCUAUAAAAAAGUGCUCAAGGAGGAGUUAGAUAUUGACCUUCCCGAAAAGGGUAAGUAUGCGACAGGCGUGAUCUAUAUGGAAAGUAUUCGGUCGGUGGAAACGGAGAAGGCAUUCGAGAAGGAAGCUGAAGAGGAUGGCCUGAAAGUUCUCUGCUGGAGGACAGUUCCAACCGACUCGACGUUCCUCGGAAAUGUCGCCAGAGCUACAGAGCCCUUCAUGCGUCAGGUGUUUGUGGUACCUGCGCAGGCACAGGACGAGCAACGCUUUAAGCUCGAUUGCUUUGUGUUGCGUAAGGCAUCGACUCACAAAAUUCCUGCGACCGGGCUUAGAUUCUACAUCUGCUCGUUAAAUAUUGACACAGUUGUUUACAAGGGUCAAUUAACUUCCACGCAGUUGUGGAAAUACUUUCUCGAUCUGCAACGACCAGAGUUCGAGACAUACCUAGCACUCGUCCACGCUCGCUUCUCAACCAAUACUUUUCCCUCAUGGGAACGAGCCCAUCCCCUUCGAAUGUUAGCUCAUAAUGGAGAGAUCAACACGCUUAGAGGCAAUGUUAACCUGAUGCGUGCCCGGGAGGGUGUCAUGAACACUGAUAUUUUUGGACAAAAGCUGGCCGAUUUGUAUCCCGUCGUAGAGCCAAAUCUCAGUGACUCUGGCUCGGUUGAUACUGUCCUGGAAUUCCUUGUCAUGGCAGGCCAGAGAUCACUGCCCGAAGCCGUCAUGACUAUGGUGCCUGAAGCUUGGCACAAUGAUACGCAAAUGUCUGAGGAGAAAAAAGAGUUCUACCGCUGGAGUGCAUGCGCAAUGGAGCCAUGGGAUGGACCAGCGCUGCUCACUUUUACCGAUGGCCGCUAUGUCGGGGCUGUGCUUGACCGCAAUGGACUCCGACCCGCUCGAUACUACGUGACCAGGGAUAACUAUAUGAUCAUGGCCAGUGAAGUUGGUGUCUUGGACAUUCCUGCUGAUAACAUCAUGCAAAAAGGAAGACUAAGACCGGGCAGAAUGCUUUUGGUGGAUACAGAGGAACACCAACUCACCAAAGACGAAGAACUCAAGCUUCAAAUUGCCCGUUUAAGGCCAUUAAAGGAGUGGCUAAAGGAACUGUUUACUAUGGAGGACCUUCACCGAGAGCAGGGCCGCGUAGGUCAGCCGAUCAGUGUCGUCGUGGAUAAACAAGGCAAUGAAGAUUCGUUCAACGUGUUUAGUGAUAAACGUCUUGGCCUAUUCGGUUACACGAUUGAGACUAUUAACAUGCUACUCCUACCGAUGAUCCAGGAUAGCAAAGAAGCACUGGGUUCUAUGGGCAAUGAUGCUGCAUUUGCAUGCCUCUCAAAAUUUCAACCCCUUAUCUACGAUUACUUCAAGCAGCUAUUCGCACAGGUAACCAAUCCCCCAAUGGACCCAUUUCGUGAAAAAAUUGUCAUAUCGCUCGCGUGCCCCAUCGGACCAGAGGCAAACAUCCUCCAGCCGUCUAGUCUGCAGUGCCGUCGACUCUGGCUGGAUCAUCCCAUCAUAUCGACAAAAGACAUGACAACGUUGAAAGCAAUAUCUCAUAAAGGGUGGAAGACAAAGGUUAUCGAUAUGGUGUUUCCGGUAGCACAAGGCCCCGAUGGGCUGUUGCGCGCUCUUGACCGCAUCUGCUCUGAAGCGUGCCAAGCAGCCAAAGAUGGCUGUUCACUGGUUAUUCUAUCGGACAAAAAGGCAGGAAAGGACUUCGUUCCCGUUAGCGCCGCUCUUGCUGCCGGAGCUACCCACCACCAUUUGAUUAACGAGCGACAAAGGAUGAAGGUUGGCCUUGUUAUUGAAACCGGAGAAGCGCGUGAAGUACAUCACAUGUGUGUCCUGAUGGGUUACGGAGCCGAUGCUGUUUGUCCCUACCUAGUAUAUGAGCUGAUGGCCCAGCUGAGGGUUGAUGGAAUCCUGGAUGUGGAAUUCACUGAUGACCGCAUUUAUCAAGCCUAUUCAAAGGCCAUGUAUACUGGCAUAUCCAAGGUUAUGGCGAAGAUGGGUAUUGCCACCCUACAGUCAUACAAAGGCGCGCAAAUUUUCGAGAUUGUUGGACUCGCUCAAGAAGUUGUUGACAAAUGCUUUAAGAAUAGCGCUUCCCGGAUCAGCGGCUGUACGUUCCGCCAUCUGGCUGAUGACACGUUCGACCGAUACUACCUUGAGUAUACUGACAAACGAUACGACUCACUUGUUCUUCGCAAUCCUGGUCAGUAUCAUUGGCGUGCCGGUGGUGAAAGCCACGUAAAUGAUCCGCUUUCUGUGGCUAACUUACAGGAGGCAGGCAAGACAAACUCACAUGAAUCGUAUGACAGGUUUGUCGAAAGCACAAUGAAAUCUGUUCGCCAGUGUACCCUUCGUGGCCAGUUUGACCUGGUGCCCGCCAAGAACCCAAUAGAUGUUUCUCUUGUGGAACCGGCUUCUGCGAUCGUGCGCCGUUUCUGUACCGGUGCUAUGUCAUUUGGUUCGAUUUCGAUCGAGGCGCAUACUACAUUGGCCAUUGCCAUGAACCGAGUAGGCGGCAAAUCAAAUACAGGUGAAGGAGGUGAGAAUGCUAAUCGCUGGGCCCAUCAAAAACCUGAUGAGAACAAACGAUCAGCCAUCAAACAAGUCGCUUCCGGCCGAUUUGGUGUGACAGCGUCCUAUCUCGCUAACAGCGACGAACUUCAGAUUAAGAUGGCCCAAGGAGCAAAACCUGGAGAGGGUGGAGAACUUCCUGGAUUUAAGGUAUCGAAAGAAAUUGCAGCGACGCGUCAUAGCAUCCCGGGUGUGGGAUUAAUUUCCCCUCCACCUCACCAUGAUAUUUACUCGAUAGAAGAUCUCGCUGAGCUAAUCUAUGACCUGAAAUGUUCCAAUCCCAAAGCGCGGAUUUCUGUGAAACUCGUAUCUGAAGAUGGUGUUGGUGUUGUGGCCUCUGGCGUAGCGAAAGGUAAAGCUGAACACAUUACUAUAUCGGGCCACGAUGGAGGCACGGGCGCCUCAAGCUGGACCGGAAUUAAAGGUGCUGGAUUACCAUGGGAACUCGGAAUAGCUGAGACCCAUCAGACGCUCGUUCAAAACGACCUCCGAUCUCGUGUGGUGCUACAAGCCGAUGGGCAGAUUCGCACUGGGUUCGACGUUAUGGUUGCUGCUAUCCUAGGAGCUGAUGAAUUUGGCUUUUCAACAGCACCGCUCAUCGUCUUGGGCUGUACAAUGAUGCGAAAGUGUCAUCUAAACACAUGCCCUGUGGGUAUUGCCACACAGGACCCCGAGCUACGCAAGAAGUUUACUGGAAAGCCCGAGCACGUAGUGAAUUACCUAUUUUUGCUGGCGGAGGAGAUUCGCAAGUACCUGGCUAAAAUGGGGCUUACUUCACUUCAAGAAGCAAUAGGUCGCACGGAUCUUCUUAAAAUAUAUGAAGGCGUAGACCGCAACCCUCGUGGGUCGUACUUAGAUCUUUCACCAAUUCUGCUUAGUGCGCUGAGCAUGCGACCUGGCACAAAUAUCAAAGGAGGGUCAAUCAGACAGGACUUCGAGCUUGGCAAGCGCAUGGACAAUCUCCUCAUAAAGCAAACUCAAGCAGUCAUUGAUGGUCGAUCAAAGGAGGCCACAAUUCACAUGGAUAUUACUAAUGAGGAUCGGGCCUUUGCGACCACUUUGUCCUACCAUAUUGCUGCCAAGUACGAUGACGCUGGUCUGCCCGAUGGUUCGAAGAUUAACAUCUUCCUUAAGGGUUCAGCCGGUCAAUCCUUCUGUGCGUUCCUCUGUCGGGGUGUGUAUGUCACUUUGGAAGGAGAUGCCAACGAUUAUGUUGGAAAGGGUCUCUCUGGUGGCGAAUUAACUAUUGUUCCACCUAGUAAUGUUCAAGAGCAAUUCCGCAGCGAGGAAAAUGUCAUCGCAGGCAACGUUUGCCUGUAUGGGGCUACGGCAGGUAAGGCCUUCUUCCGUGGAGGUGCUGCCGAACGUUUCGCUGUACGAAACUCUGGUGCGACCGCUGUGAUUGAGUUCAUCGGCGACCACGGCUGUGAGUACAUGACUGGUGGACAUGUCAUGGUGCUCGGCCUUACGGGACGAAAUUUUGCCGCAGGUAUGUCCGGUGGUAUCGCCUACAUACUAGAUGUAGAUGGCAAGUUUCAUACACGAUGCAACACUGAAAUGUGUGACCUUCUCCCGGUUGACACAGAUGAAGAUAUGACGUUUGUCAAAAACUUUAUGCAGGAAUUCAUUGAUAAAACUGGCUCAGAAGUGGCAAAGACGCUACUUUCCCAAUGGCCCAUAUCAGCUGAGAAGUUCGUAAAGGUAUUUCCACACGAGUAUCAGCGCGCUCUGAAACAAAUGGCUGAGGAAGCUCAAUCCAUGAAAAAAGUCGAACAGGCACCUGCGAUCAAAGAUAUUGAAGAUGUGGCUGGAAAGCUGGACAAAAUACGGGGAUUCAUGAAAUACACGCGUGAAACACACCCCUACCGAAAUGCUGAAGUCCGCAUGAAUGAUUACAAGGAAAUCUAUAAUUAUAGUCACGUACGCAAUAGCCUGAAAACACAAGCUGCACGUUGCAUGGAAUGUGGCGUACCGUUUUGUCAAUCUUCCCAUGGUUGUCCAUUGGGUAACAUCAUUCCUAAAUGGAAUGACCUUGUCUUCCAAGGAAAUUGGCAGGAAGCCCUCAAUCAGCUUCUUCAGACCAACAACUUCCCUGAAUUCACCGGCCGCGUGUGCCCCGCACCCUGCGAGGGGGCAUGUGUCUUGGGAAUUAAUGAGCCACCAGUCACAAUCAAGAAUAUAGAGUGUGCAAUUAUCGAUAAAGGAUUCGAGAUGGGAUGGAUGGUGCCGCAUCUGCCGCCGGUACGUUCAGGCAAAAAGGUGGCAAUUAUCGGGUCUGGUCCCUCCGGUUUGGCGGCAGCUGCACAACUCAAUAAAGCCGGUCAUUUGGUCACUGUGUAUGAGAGAAAUACCCGUGUAGGUGGUCUGCUACGAUACGGUAUUCCAACCAUGAAACUGGGGAAGGAUAUAGUUGACAGACGAGUAAAGCUAAUGGAAGACGAGGGAAUCAAGUUUGCUUGUAACAAGGAUAUCGGUAAAGAUAUUAGCGGUAUAGAGUUAAUGUCUCAAAAUGAUGCCAUCGUCAUUACAACGGGGUCGACCUCGCCUAGGGAUUUGGUUAUUCCAGGUAGGCAACUAGAGGGCAUCCACUAUGCUAUGAGCUUCCUUGAGAAAUCGCAAAAACAACUGGCGGGAGACGAUCUGCCAAUUAUUGACGCUAAGAAUAAGAAUGUGAUUGUGAUUGGAGGAGGUGACACCGGAGUGGAUUGUAUUGCCACCUCGCUACGUCAGCAGGCGAAGAGUAUCAUCACGUUCGAGAUUCUGCCACAACCGCCUGACAACCGUGCGGACAAUAACCCAUGGCCUCAGUGGCCUCGCAUCAUGCGCGUUGAUUACGGCCACGAGGAAGUGCGACUGAGGUACGGAAAGGAUCCCAGACAUUUCUCCAUCCUAUCGAAGGAGUUCAUCGAUGACGGCAAAGGCAACGUAGCAGGAAUCCGCACAGUCAAUGUGAACUGGGCUAAGAACGAAAUGGGUCGAUGGAUGAUGACCGAAGAAGUAGGAUCCGAACAAGAGUUCAAAGCUGAUCUUGUACUGUUGGCCAUGGGAUUUCUAGGACCCGAAAAGUAUCUGAUUGAACAACUAGGACUUGCUCAAGAUCCGCGUUCCAAUAUUGACACCAAAGGCAAAUUUGCUACUUCGAUACCGAAAGUAUUCGCAGCUGGAGACUGCCGUCGAGGUCAAUCGCUAGUCGUUCAUGCCAUCAAUGAAGGUCGCCAAUGCGCUCGUGAGGUUGACCAAUUUCUCAAUGCGGGUGUGUCAACCCUGUCAGGACCUGGUGGUGUUUUAUUCGGUAUCCGGCAGGAUAGCUAAAAUAAGACAUCCGGACUAAAAUUCAUCAAGCUGAAGUCUUAAAGCAUCAAUCAAGUUUAAGUCUACAACUGCAGGGUUAAGAUUAACAUCGAAAGCUAGGAUAAACCUGAGGUUACAACCAUGCGACUGUGAAUUUCAUGAAGGAAGUCUGAUAAAUCUGGAAGCAGCAGAGCUUUUCUGUAAAUUGUGUGUAAGAAAAAGGAUCGGAGUUCGCGAUCCUUCACAGCUGCGUAUUGCGAAUUGAGAACGAAAUGUCAACUCUGUCACCUUUGCUAAAAGCUUCCACUCGGUGUGCGCAACAGCGACAAACAAGAAGCUACGACGAAUUGUUCUAGUAUUAAAAGCACGCAUUAACAUAUAUACAUACGUAUUGGGAUACACAGUGACAUUGUUUCGAAGCCCUAUUUGAUUCAAGUCGAAAAUCUGUAGCCCCUGGGUACGGGAAUAGUAACCUCUCUUGGACCUGUUCAGCUAUAAAUAAGUUUCUCAGACAACUCAACAAUGCAGGACAUAUAUGUAGGCCCGACCCAGCAACAAGAAUCUAUUGGCUAAAUAGAAAAGCGAAACACCAGCGGCAGCGCAAAAAACAAUGGACUUGUUUUAAGGGAACCGCCAAAGUCCACACGUUAUUUCAUACCAGAGAAAUAUAAUUUAAAAUCUAAAUCUAAUUUCAGAGCUAAUAACGACCCCGUGUUGUUCUAAUGCCUUUAGUUUUUAGCUUUUCAAAGUCGACUGAUUCUAGCAGAUGCACAGUGGAGAACAAUGACAACAUCAUUUGACCGUCCUGCGCUCAAUUGAGGUCGCAGUUUUAACAAUUAAACAGGUUUGAAGAGUGGAGAUAUCUAAGGAUAACUUGUCAUCUUAGCAUCUGGCAAAAGAAAGCUUAAUAUCACAGAAGAAGCCGAAGGCCAUUUGCCAUUGAUCAAGUUUUAUUGACACCAUAGACAGCCAGCCCAAAUUAGAAAUGAGGACGGUCAGAACGGAAGUAAAACCCUAACGUGACUAAUCAAGUUUCCAUUUUCGGGAGUCGAUUUGUUUUUAUGAUGCCAAGCUCAUAAAUGUUUAGGAUGGUAAACGGUGAACUGUCAGUGAAUAUACACCAUCAAAGUUGUUACUUUGCCGAGUAAAGUUGGCGCUGAAGUGUUGGCUGACGGGUGGGCGCCCAGUCCCGAGUCUUUCUCGCCUCAGAAAUGACAGCGAAUCAAAAGAAGCUCUGAAAGCGCGCGAAAACUUAAACGAGAUUUGUUCUUUCUGUGGGGGCUUUCUUCGGACCGGCGAAGGGAAGACAGGCCCGCGUGGGACGCGCACUACGAGGUGAAAUAUACUAAUAUUAAUCAGGGUCGGUUAUUGAUUUAUCUAGUAAUGGUGAUGGCGAUCAUGAUACAUUAGAGAUAAUAGCCCUGUUACUAAUACAUAAUGAUGAAUAGGAAUUAUUUAGCAUUACAAGUAAGAUAAUUAGUUGAUAAUAACAUAAUUUAUAACGAUAAAUCAGUCUCGUGAUUCGUUACUAUCGUAGAUUAUUAGAUGGUACGUUCGUAGAUCGGUCGGUCGGUCGGUCGGUCGGUCGGUCUAGUUGAUCCAUCGUCAGGUGUUCAAAAUGACGUUUUACCUAUUUUAUUAUUAUAUAUUUAUUACAAAAAGUGCAGACAUAUACACAUUGAGUGUACAACAAUUUUUAAUUACGGUUAAUUAGAUUAUCUAUGACGAAAAAGUACUGUAGAAUAUUUAAGUAGCUGGAUAGUUUUGUGUACAAACGAAUGCUGAUGAUGGUAUGUGCUUAUUUUAGACGACUAGAAAGCAAUGCUAAGUUGCUAUGCUUUUGUUACCGAUGGUGCUUACUGUAAGGCGCGCAUACCGUUUCGUUCACAGGCCGCAAUUAACAGCCCAGGGAUAACCUUCUGUGUGGUCAACAAUGCAGGCCACAGGGGUCUUGGUGUAACAGCCUUAACGAGUUUUUCUUGAGAAACAUAAGCCAGGCCAGCGACAAAGCAUCUUAUUUUUGUAUUUCGAUCUGCUCUCUGACAGGCAUACACAGAAACAUGUGGUCACAAUGUCCGAGCUAACCAUAGCACAAAGACAAAAACAAGCUCCUCAAACUUUCGUUGCUUUUAUCAGGUCGUAACGCCCUUUCAAUCAUAUCAAAAUGUUCAUAUUUUUUAAGAUAUCCGCUAAGCCUAAUUCAAUGACUAAAAGUAUUUAGACGGUUUACCUGAGGUGAUGUUGAGUUUUAGUAGCAACAAGGAUCAGCUUAUAUCAUGUCAAUUUUUGAUGGUUUUUCCGGGGUGUCAAAUGCUUCGAGAGACAGAGUAAAGCAUUCAACCUUCUUGAAACGGUCCAUUCAAGUUGGCCUAUUAUUGUUACUACUAAUACUGCAACCAUCACUAUUAUGUAAUCUUGAAGACGCCUUAAACGAGAAAAUAACCUAGAUUUUUAGGUACAGCUAUGUCAAAACAAUGGUAUAUACAUACAGGUACAAGUGGAUAGAACGAGUAGAAUAAAACAUCACAUAACAGUAUAUCGUGUUGGUGUCGUCCGGCCGACAACUGCUGUGAAUUGUUAAU
This is a messenger RNA of Varroa destructor (honeybee mite), 12847 nucleotides long. RefSeq lists its product as uncharacterized. Lineage: Eukaryota; Metazoa; Arthropoda; Arachnida; Mesostigmata; Varroidae. The record is from RefSeq and is a predicted model, not a curated record. Gene Ontology annotation, molecular function: flavin adenine dinucleotide binding; glutamate synthase (NADH) activity; FMN binding.